AUGACCCUGCUGCAGCUGACACUGCAUUGCCAGGAACCCGAAUUUGGGAAGUUUCCUCCGUUCCAAGAGCAAAGCGAGACAUUUUCUUGUUUGGAAGCCUACAUAACGUUGACAUCUAAGAGCUCAAGAUUUACUGUUGAAACAGAGAUUUUGAAGAUGUCAGGGAGGCACUCAGGUCAAGCUGUUGCUGGAGCAGGAAAUGAGGAGGGCUCUCCUACUGUCAAUGUCAAGUACUCCAGCUUCGGAGACUUCUGUUCCACAUCUUCAUUUCAAGACAGUGGCUACAGUGAGCUGCUAAAAUCAUGCAGCUUUGAGAAUACAGAUAAAGAAUUUUUUGGAAAGAAAGCAAGAAGCUCAACAUUAAUCCAUGAACAUCCUGAAACUUCAAGUCUGGCCUUAACACAUAGUUUAGAGUCUCCUAUUCAACAAGAGCGAUUUGUCUUCCCUAAGGAGGAAAAGGAUAAAACCCCAGAACUUUGUGAAACUCCUAAAAUCAGUGGGAGAACGUUUUUACCACGCAGAAGGUUGGACAUAUCUUUCUCUCUUCUGAAGGCAGAGUUUGAAUCACAAAAUAGUUCUCUCGAAAGUAGUGCAAGCCAAGUUCCUAAUUUAGAAAACAAAUUUCCAAGCAGUGCUUCAGCUUUUCCAAGGCGAAAUAAUUUUAGUUCUUUAGUCACUAGCACUUCAAAAACAGAAGAAGCGACUUCCAGCAGUCAAAAAUUGAGACUCAAUUUUUCUCAACAGAAGUCUUCCACGGUUGAUGAUUCCAAAGAUAACUGUGGCCUAUUUGAGGUUGAAUGUAUAUCUCCGAUUCAGGGCAAUAGUUUUAAAGACUCUAUCACACAUGACUUUAGCGAUAGCAGUCUGUGUGGUAAUGAUGAGAAUACAUAUCCCGAACUUCUGGGCUCCUCCGCUGGUGGAACAACUUGUGAAACAGAUGAGGACAUAUUUGUGACUCCAAUAAGUAAUCUUGUAGCAAAUGUUAAAUUUAAUGCAAGUCAAACUGAAGCUAGACGCAAUAUUUCAACACCUGAAGACAGUGGUUUUAACUCGCUUUGCUUGGACAAAUCAGAAGAUUCCCUCUCUGACCAAGAGGGUUCUUUUCAAGACCUACUUCAGAAAUAUAAGGGAAAUCUAAAAGCUGGGGACACCAUAAAAAAGUCAAGGCGUCUAAGAAGGUUGAGAAGACUGUCUACCCUUCGGGAGCAAGGCUCACAGUCUGAGACAGAAGAAGAGAAGCAGAUCAGCCACUCCGGCUCUGAAACAACACCAGCAGCUGCUUCAGAUACCUCAGAGGGUCAGCCCAGCAGUGACUGUAAGGGCAGGGAUUUGAGUUCAAGCUUUAAGAGUUUAUCAAAAACCCCAGCCUUGCAGUUAGUGCAUGAGCUCUUUAUGAAAAGCAAAAGAAAGAGAUUCCAGCAAAAUGGUGCACGUGGACUGUUAGAAGAAAGAGACGAGGGAAAAAUAGCUGCUCUACAACGUGUGCUUGCAGGACUGAUUGGGAAGAAAAUGGGUAUAGAAAAACUGGACAUCUUAACAGAAUUAAAAUACAGAAAUUUAAGGCAUAUUCUUGCUAUGGUUUUAGAUUCCUUGACUGCAGAAAGCCUAUGCAGUGUUUGGAAAGUGAGCAGAAAUUGGCGUGAAAUUAUUGCUCAAGAUAAAAAAGCAAAUCAGAGGAGGAAAUUUCAUAUCACACGACUGAAAGCAGAUUCCGAGGGGGCUGUAUUAAAUGUUGAGGAUGCUGCCACUCGGCUCCAUCUUUUAAAUCGAGCGGCUUUAAGGUCUGUGCAAGCACAGGCUAGGACACCAGGUUUUCAGAAAGAACAAGUUUCAACGUUUUCUCCUUGGGGAGACGUUUUGACACCUAUAGCAAGCUCUUCUGUUACUCACCUAAAUAGUAAACAGGAGGAAUAUGUUAAGGUUGCCAAAACACUUUUUAUUGAUGAAGCAUUAAAACCUUGCCCAAGGUGCCAAUCCCCUGCUAAGUACCAGCCUUAUAAGAGAAGGGGACUAUGUAGCCGCACAGCCUGUGGUUUUGACUUUUGUGUGUUAUGUUUGUGCGCUUAUCAUGGGUCUGAAGAAUGUAGCAGAGGAGCAGCAAAGCCAAGAAACAGAAAAGAUGCUCUUCCAGGAAGUGCCCAGAGUAAGCGGAAUUUAAAACGCCUCUAAAGACUUUCAGUGUAAAAGAAGCAUUGCCCCUAGGCAACAUGUCGUUUGUCUGACUUAAGAUUAUGAAUAUUUUGAAAGCAUGCAAGUCUUCCCAUCAAUGGCAGAUGAUGAUUUAGUUCCUAUUUUGUAUAUAGUAUGAUCCAUGUCAUUGUAUGUUUUCUUUGAAGUAGUGAGUUUUGAAAAGAAUCUCAUUUUACUAUGUCAUUUUUACUCAUUUUAAUAACUUAGUGUUUUUAAAUAAAGAAUUUUCAGUGUUAUGUAUGUAUUUAACUGUUUAAUGUAACAUUUAAAACGUGUACAUUUCAUCACUAUGUGUUGAAAUGUUCUUUCACUUUUCAAAAAUAGUUUGCCCAGUAAUAUUAAAAAAUUUGAAACUUGAGACAGAUGGCCUUAUAGGUUUCAAAAUUUUUGAAUAUUUGACUGAAAUGAAAUACAAAUAAAAUGUUUUCAGAAGUUCUGUUGAAUUUACUCUAUCAUCUCAAUCUUUCUCUUAAUUUACUGAGUAUCAUAUUUGAGCAGACUUCUGGAUAAAUAAAAUUUACCUACUAUUGAUAACUAAGAAGAUGUAAAAAGUAAAUUAUUAGCUAUAUGUGGUUAUUCACAAUGAGAGUCUUAGCUAAUAAAUCCCCAUAAGGCAACACAUAAAUAAGCUCUUGUACCUUACUACACAUGAAUUUUUCAGUAGUACAAUGCAGGGAUCUGGAAUCCUAUUGUUUUGUGUAUGGCAAUCACACUGCCCUCUCAGUGGGUCGCAUUUGUCAUCUUGUGGUUACCCAGUCCAUUUAGUGUAAUUACUUCAUUUCACUCUGGUGAUGAAAAAGUAGAUUUUGCCACAUUUAGUUGUAGACAUCAGUAAUCUACAUGUGUUCCCCUUUACUGCAUGUACUAUUAAAAAAUGGAAGUUCAGGUUUUAAAAAAACUUUUCCGCUUUAAAUUGGGUUGAGUAUUAUAAUAAAGUUGGUAUGAGUGAAUUAGUGUAAGGACCUGAUACCACAUAUUUAAAUGGGUUUAUAAUAAACAUAAAACUUCCUGAAGACAAGAUCAGAGUACGAAUUCAAAAAUUAAUUAAGCUAAUUCCAAACUUACUGGGAGGUUUUACAUUUUUGAUGAAGUCAGGAGGUAGGUAGGUUAACUAAAAGAAAAUCGCAUGGCAUUCAUGAAUAACUUGAUUAAACAAAGUCUCUAGCUAUCCAGAAAAUAAUCAUUGCUAGCCUAAUUAUUGUAAAUUAUUAUGUAUUAUAGUAACGGCUGGCGGAAUUACGCUGGCUGUUAUGUUCCAGUAGCAUUCUGUGCUUCUUCCUCUGUUGUGGCACUUAGUUCACUUUAUUUAAAUUAUCUCUGAUUUACUUUCCCCAUGAGACUGUAAGCUCUGUGAAGGUCUAGACUGUGUCUUAUUUCAUUUAAGUAUCAUUGCAUUCCCUAGCACCUAGCUUGUUGCCAGGCAACUAGCAAGUGCUCAAUAAAUAUGUAUUGAAUGAGGUGGUUUUU
Molecule: messenger RNA, 3657 nt
Organism: Sus scrofa (pig)
Lineage: Eukaryota; Metazoa; Chordata; Mammalia; Artiodactyla; Suidae
Source: RefSeq, a predicted model, not a curated record